CCGGUGCCCCCCCCCCAGCGGGGGGUUGGCGUGCGAUGGCGCGGUGGGACUGUGAGGGCUGCCGCCGGCGGGGAUUGUGAUGUCAGAGCCCGACAGCCCGGGCGAGAGCCGGUGUGGCGCUCCCAGAUUCUUCGUGGGCUGCGAGGACGAUGAGAGCGAGGUGCUGGACGGGAGCAUGAGGACAGACAUGGAGCUGUACGAGGACGACGAGGACACAGACUCGCCUCCGGAGCGGCAGAUUGUGGUGGGAAUCUGUUGCAUGAUGAAGAAGUCCAAGUCCAAGCCAAUGACCCAGAUCCUGGAGAGGCUGUGCAGGUUCGAGUACAUCACCGUGGUCAUCUUCCCCGAGGACGCCAUCCUCAACGAGCCCGUGGACAGAUGGCCUCUGUGUGACUGCCUGAUCUCCUUCCACUCCAAGGGAUUCCCGCUGGACAAGGCGGUGAGCUACGCCAAACUGAGGAACCCGCUGCUCAUCAACGACCUGAACAUGCAGUACUACAUCCAGGACAGGAGGGAGGUGUAUCGCAUCCUGCAGGAGGAAGGGAUCGACCUCCCCCGCUACACCGUGCUGAACCGAGACCCCGAUAAGCCAGAGGAGUGCAACCUGGUGGAGGGGGAGGACCACGUGGAGGUGAACGGGGAGGUCUUCCAGAAGCCUUUUGUGGAGAAGCCCGUCUGUGCUGAGGACCACAACGUCUACAUCUACUACCCCACCUCUGCAGGCGGAGGCAGCCAGAGGCUCUUCAGAAAGAUCGGCAGCCGGAGCAGCGUCUACUCUCCGGAGAGCAGCGUGAGGAAGACGGGAUCCUACAUCUACGAGGAGUUCAUGCCCACCGACGGCACCGACGUCAAGGUGUACACGGUGGGGCCGGACUACGCCCACGCGGAGGCCCGGAAGUCCCCCGCCCUGGACGGGAAGGUGGAGCGGGACAGUGAGGGGAAGGAGGUGCGCUACCCCGUCAUGCUGUCCGCCAUGGAGAAGCUGGUGGCCCGGAAGGUCUGCCUGGCCUUUAAGCAAACGGUGUGCGGCUUCGACCUGCUCCGGGCCAACGGCCACUCCUACGUCUGCGACGUCAACGGCUUUAGCUUCGUGAAGAACUCCAUGAAAUACUACGACGACUGUGCCAAGAUCCUGGGGAACAUUGUGAUGCGAGAGCUGGCCCCCCAGUUUCAAAUCCCCUGGUCCAUCCCGACCGAGGCAGAAGAUAUUCCCAUCGUCCCCACCACCUCAGGGACCAUGAUGGAGCUGCGCUGCGUCAUAGCCGUCAUCCGUCAUGGAGACAGAACUCCCAAACAGAAGAUGAAGAUGGAAGUCCGCAACCCCAUGUUCUUUGACCUGUUCGAAAAAUACGGAGGAUACAAAACUGGCAAAUUAAAGCUGAAGAAGCCGAAGCAGCUGCAGGAGGUGCUGGACAUCACCCGCCAGCUGCUGGCCGAGCUGGGCCAGCACAACGACUGCGAGAUCGAGGAGAAGAAGUCCAAACUGGAGCAGCUGAAAACUGUUCUGGAAAUGUAUGGCCACUUCUCGGGGAUCAACAGGAAAGUGCAGCUGACCUACCUUCCCCACGGGCAGCCCAAGACCUCCAGUGAAGAAGAAGACACGCGUAAAGAAGGCCCGUCCCUGCUGCUGGUUCUGAAGUGGGGAGGGGAGCUGACUCCGGCCGGCCGGGUCCAGGCCGAGGAGCUGGGCCGGGCCUUCCGCUGCAUGUACCCCGGAGGACAAGGAGACUACGCUGGAUUUCCCGGCUGUGGGUUGCUGCGAUUACACAGCACCUACAGACACGACCUGAAGAUCUACGCCUCGGACGAGGGACGCGUGCAGAUGACCGCCGCCGCCUUCGCUAAGGGCCUGCUGGCUCUGGAGGGCGAGCUGACCCCCAUCCUGGUGCAGAUGGUCAAGAGCGCCAACAUGAACGGGCUGCUGGACAACGACAGCGACUCUCUGAGCGGCUGCCAGCACCGCGUCAAGGCCCGGCUGCACGAGAUCAUGCAGAGGAACCAGGAGUUCAGCGAGGACGACUACGACACGCUGGCCCCCACCUGCAGCGCCUCACUGGUCAACUCCAUGAAGAUGGUCAACAACCCGGUGGAGACCUGUGACCAGGUCUACGCGCUCAUCCAGAGCCUCACCUCUCAGAUCCGCAAGAGGAUGGAGGACCCCAAAUCAGCCGACCUGCAGCUGUACCACAGCGAGACUCUGGAGCUGAUGCUGCAGCGCUGGUCUAAGCUGGAGCGGGACUUCCGCAUGAAGAACGGCCGCUACGACAUCAGCAAGAUCCCCGACAUCUACGACUGCGUCAAGUACGACGUCAUCCACAACGGCUCGCUGGGCCUACAGGACACGCUGGAGCUGUUCCGCCUGUCCCGAAACCUGGCCGACAUCGUCAUCCCACAGGUGGAGAAGCUGGACAUAGCGUACGCCUACUGCCUCCCUCUGGUCAGGAAGAUCCAGCUGGACCUCCAGAGGACCCACGAGGACGAGUCCGUCAACAAGCUGCACCCCCUGUACUCCCGGGGGGUGAUGUCUCCCGGCCGCCAUGUCCGGACCCGUCUGUAUUUCACCAGUGAGAGCCACGUGCACUCCCUGCUCAGCAUCUUCAGAUACGGAGGCCUGCUGGACGAGGAGAAGGACCAGCAGUGGAAGCGGGCCAUGGACUACCUCAGUGCCGUUUCUGAGCUCAACUACAUGACGCAGAUCGUCAUCAUGCUCUACGAGGACAACAACAAGGACCUUACCUCUGAGGAGCGUUUCCACGUGGAGCUGCACUUCAGCCCCGGCGUGAAAGGCGUGGAGGAGGAGGAGAACGCGCCCACCGGGUUCGGCUUCAGGCCGGCGUCUGCCGAGGUGGCCCGCCAGAACGGGCAGAAGCAGGCCGACCCCGGCUCCCUGGAGGACCUGACCCGGGACGAGCCCGACCGCACCCCGCCGCUCUCUGAGCCAAUCACCAUCCAGAGGAGGUCCCCGCUCAUCCGCAGCCACAAGACCGGAUCCAUGGAGGUGCUGUCGGAGACGUCCUCCUCCAAAGCCGGCAGCUACCGGCUAUUCUCCUUCUGCUCGCGCCAGUCUCCCGAGAUGAAGCAGAGCGGACUAGAGUUGUUGUCUAUGCCGGCAGUAAAGCGAUUUUCUGUGUCGUUUGCAAAGCAUCCGACUAAUGAGCCCCUGAGGGACCCCCAUGUGGCCCAGCUGUUGAGGUGUUUCUCCACCGACCACAGUCUGGGCCGCCGGCCCCCCCUGGACCCGACGCUGGCCCACCACCUCCACCAGUGCUCCUACCACCUCCGCCUCUACCGAAACUGGCUCGUCUCCGGCCAGGACCCCCUAGAGUCCCUCCACGGUCAGCCCCUGGCCCCGCCCCCCUCCCUCCCGCCUGGCCCCGCCCCCAGCCCGCUGGCCCCGCCCACCUGGGGGCGCUGCUUGCUCUGUGGUUGCCUCACGCUUUGCCCCCCGGCGUCCCUGCAUGCCUGCCUGUCUCUGUGGGGUUUGCAGGGUGAAAAGCUGUGGUGCUGUGGACUGUUUGGGGUGGACGAGUUCCUGACCAGCGUGUGCCACAGCGCCGGGGACCCCCACAGCCGGACCAGCAGGGACAGCAGCGGGCCGUCCAGCACGGUGUCCAGCGCCGGCCCGUCCUCCCCCACCACGGCCGACACCUCGCCCCGCUUCAGCUUCAGCGACAAGGUGUCCCUGACCCCCCAGAGCAGCGAGGAGACGCACCCCGCCCCCCCCACAGGCCCCCCCGGCCCCACAGGCCCCCCCGGCCCCACAGGCCCCGCCCACCUCCCCCUCACCCCCAACAACUCCCCGGAGGACCAGGAGGAGCCGGGGGGCGGGGCCGAGCUGUUGGCCGGCGCCGAGGGGGGGCCGGCGUCCGGGGCGGGGGGGGACGCCCCUGGGGGCCCGGACCCGGACCCGGACCCCCGCCCGGGGGGGCUGGGGGAGCUGGCCCUGGGCCGGGCGGAGGCCUACUGCCCCCCCGGCUCGCUGCCCGUGCUGCUGGAGCUGCGGGAGAGCAGCAGCGAGGCGGGCUCCAGCUCCCAGACCCCCCAGUCCCCCGAGGGCCCCGAGGGCCCCGACCACUUCUUCCUCACGCACGAGUCCCUGGACCUGUGGGCCGACGGCCCCGAGGGCAACGCCCACCCCGACACGCCCCCGGACCACCAGCCCUGA
This is a messenger RNA of Menidia menidia (Atlantic silverside), 4165 nucleotides long. The record is from the annotation of a GenBank genome assembly. Lineage: Eukaryota; Metazoa; Chordata; Actinopteri; Atheriniformes; Atherinopsidae.